AUGUCUAAUCCCAAUUCAACUUCGGUGAGCCUGAGGCAAGCACCAGAUUCAGAGAACUCUAACACACAAGUAUCAAGGAGAGGCGAAGAUAUCGAGGUGGCGCCCAAGCUCCGUGAUAGUAAUCUUCCCGACCCAUACAGGAUCCGGCUCGGUCUCAAGACAGACGACGAGCUCUCACAGCUUCGUCGUCGUCGUAGGACUGGCAAACGACUCGAAAAAUUUCACAGAAAGCAGAAUGACCUCAUUCAAUCAUUGCUGAAGCCUAUGGAAGAACAUACACAAGAGGCGAGAGAAGAUGAAGCAAAUUUCCAUUUCUCUGUCAGGGUUGCAGUCUGGGCAAGUCUUUUUGCCAACUUCAUUCUCUGCGUACUUCAGCUAUAUGCUGCCGUGUCAUCCGUCUCUUUAUCCCUCAUUGCCACAGGGAUUGAUGCUACUUUCGAUUUUGGAAGUAAUGUCUUCCUAUACUGGACUCACAAGAAAGCACUGUCAAUGGAUGUUAAUAAAUGGCCUGUUGGUGGCUCCCGAGUUGAAACCAUCGGAAAUAUCGUCUACGGUUCACUUAUGGCUUCGGUCAACUUGGUUGUUAUUGUUGAAUCCAUCCGCGCAAUCAUGACUCAAGAGAAGGACAGCGGCUUUCACAUCCAGGCCAUCAUCGCAGUCGCAGCUGCACUUGCGGUCAAAUUUGUCCUUUUCUUGUAUUGCCUGGCCCUCCGAUCAAAGUCUAGCCAAGUGCAAGUCUUAUGGGAGGAUCAUCGAAACGAUCUUUUCAUCAAUGGAUUCGGUAUUCUGAUGUCUGCUGGAGGAAGUAGACUGCGAUGGUGGCUGGACCCUACUGGCGCUAUCCUGAUUGGCGCUGGAGUGAUCAUUGCUUGGAGCCACACUAUCUACGAACAAUUUGGCUUCUUGGCCGGGAAGUCUGCGCCGCACGACUUCCUGCAGCUCAUCAUCUACAAAGCCAUGACUUUUAGCGAUGAAAUUGAGAAAGUCGAUACCGUACGGGCGUACCACAGCGGACCUGAUUACGUUGUCGAGGUGGACAUCGUCAUGGACGCUACCACGCCGUUGUGGAAAGCACACGAUAUUAGCCAGCAGCUGCAGGAUAAGAUUGAGGUGCUCCCGAACGUCGAGCGUGCUUUUGUGCACGUUGAUCACGAGACGACUCAUGCCCCUGAACAUCGGAAGAUUAUGUAG
Messenger RNA from Suillus subaureus, 1191 nucleotides. Its product is annotated as CDF manganese transporter. Gene Ontology annotation, molecular function: monoatomic cation transmembrane transporter activity. The record is from RefSeq and is a predicted model, not a curated record. Lineage: Eukaryota; Fungi; Basidiomycota; Agaricomycetes; Boletales; Suillaceae. The transcript has 14 exons. Gene Ontology annotation, biological process: transmembrane transport; monoatomic cation transport. The coding region runs from base 1 to 1191 and encodes 396 amino acids. Gene Ontology annotation, cellular component: membrane.